Messenger RNA from Populus trichocarpa (black cottonwood), 1613 nucleotides. RefSeq names its product transcription factor MYB86. The transcript has 3 exons. Bases 439 to 1455 code for a protein of 338 amino acids. The record is from RefSeq and is a predicted model, not a curated record. NCBI's taxonomy places the organism in Eukaryota, Viridiplantae, Streptophyta, Magnoliopsida, Malpighiales, Salicaceae.
GUGGGACCUGCGUGGUUAGAGCUGGGAUUUUAGCAAUGCAAAUCAAUAUUAUAUAUUAACAAAAUAGUAUAACUAUGAGCAAAUCGAAAACACAACACAAACAUAUGCGCCACUUGAUCAAUCUCCCAAUCAAGCCAGUAAAUCUCGCCUGCUCUCAAAUUACUAUAUCUCGUUGCAUGAUUUGACACCUGGCCUGUAUUUCUUGGAAAAUCAAGCACUUGUCAGUCACCGUGUUUUCUUUCCCAUCACCAUUAUCGUGCCUAAGUAAACAAGUCCAGUGCUCUUGUAUAUACUAGCCAGUAUCCAGACAGGGAUAUAAAUUGAGACUUUCCAGGUGAGGGAGUGAAAUUAAUUAAUUCCUCAAUGUUUUAUGCUGAGCUACCUAGGCUGCAGGAAGUAUAGUGGAUCGACAGAAGAAGCUGGGAGUGGAGGAUUGAGAUGGGUCACAGGUGCUGCAACAAACAGAAAGUUAAGAGAGGGUUGUGGUCUCCUGAAGAAGAUGAGAAGCUUGUCAAAUAUAUCACCAGCCACGGUCAUGGAAGCUGGAGUUCUGUCCCUAAAUUUGCUGGUUUAAAAAGGUGCGGUAAGAGUUGCCGUUUGAGAUGGAUAAACUACUUGAGACCGGAGCUCAAGAGGGGUUCCUUUUCUGCGGAAGAAGAGCAGAUCAUCAUAGAUGUCCAUAGAAUUUUAGGCAACAGAUGGGCUCAGAUAGCAAAACAUCUUCCAGGAAGGACAGACAAUGAGGUGAAGAAUUUCUGGAACUCAUGCAUAAAGAAAAAACUCAUGGCACAAGGCUUGGACCCAAAAACUCACAACUUGAUCCCUUCUCAUCAGAGAGCAGCUAAUAAGGUUGCAUGCAAUAUAUCACAAUCUAACCAACAACCCUUUUCAAUUAUCACCCUGGAUUCAAAGAUGAAAGAUUAUUCCAUGGAGAUAAACCCUCCUAUUCUAACACUACCUUCCCCUUAUCCUUCUAAUUGCAGUACUCAACCACCAUUGCUACAGACCACAACCAGCUUGCCCUUGCCCACCUCUAGUUAUCAAACCCCUAGUGUCAUUUGGAAUGAAAAUACUCAAAAUUCCCAGGAUUCUUCCAUUUUUCCUUGUUUAUCAUCCAUUGAGAACACACUCAUUUCCUCUUCAUCUUCGUCUUCAGUGAACCCAACUGGGUUCGGUCUCUUGGAUGAGAAUUGCUUUUGGAGAACUAAUAUCAUUGGCGAGCCCUUUGAUGCAGCAAAAGUAUUCGAAGUUAUGCAAUCACAGGAUCAAGAAAACCAGCCAAACAAGAUUUGUGACGCCCAAAUCAUGGAUAAUACUAAAGGUGUUCACGACAAUAUGGAUGCUUCAUUUGACACUACUAGUUACGAUCUUGAGUUUGUCGACUCCACAAUAUUAUUGCCUGGUUCAAUGUGUCGUGAUCUUAGCUCCAUGGAUGAUCUUGCAUGGAACUUUUAGGCCUCCACGUGCGUGUAUGUAACUAGUGCUACAUUGCCGGUAGGUUUUGCCCAGUUUCGGCAUCCCAAAAUAUAUAUUUGAAGGAAAAAAAUGCUUCAAUUUGUCGCUACCAACUUAUUUUGAGCGUGAAAUAAUAUUAGUGAUAUCAAUUAAGACCA